Paramecium sonneborni is the source of this 5420-nucleotide messenger RNA. Lineage: Eukaryota; Ciliophora; Oligohymenophorea; Peniculida; Parameciidae. The record is from the annotation of a GenBank genome assembly.
AUGUAUUCAAUUUAAGAGUUUGCUGAGGAAUAUCCCAAACUUAUUGAAUCCAUAUUUGAUAUUGAAAAAUUACUAAAUGGCGGCAGUUGGAAAAAAAUUCAAUAAGUUUCAAUCGAAAAUUUACUACACUAACUACAAACAACCAAAGAAGUAUUAAAAAUUAAAAAUGAUUAGAAAGGAUUAGAUGAUUAAGAAAAGAUUUUAUACAAUUAAAAGUAUUUUGGAGGAAGAAAUUUGGCAAUAGAAUAUAAUUCCAUACCUAUUUUUAAAUAAUUUUGGAAUUAUUUCCAGACCUAAAUUUUUUUAUGGAUGACUUUAUUGAUUCCAAUAUACUAAUUGACGCUUAAUUAAGAAAAUUAAAGUAAAGAGGAAUAUUUAAGCUAGUAAUUAUUGAUUUAUUAACUUAGUAAAUACUCUCUUAUGAUCUUGAUAAUAAUUGCUAUUUAUAAUUUGAUUAUUGAAUUUAAAGUGAUUCAAAACAAGAAUGGUUAUUUAUAAGACAUAAAAAGAAAAAUAGUUUAAGUAAUAAGAGGGGAAAAAUAGUGUAUAUCUUGUGAUGAACUAGUAGUUGGGGAUGUAUUGCUUUUUAAAACUGGAGAUAUAUUUCCAGUUGAUGGUAAGUAUCUUAAUAAUAUUAUAAGGAAUUUUAUUAGAGGGAACUACUGUUAUGGUUGAUGAAUCCUUUUUAACUCAAAAGAAUGAUCCUUUAUAUAAAUUAACAGUUGAUGAAAUUGCACGAAAUCAAACUGGAAAACAUUAUUAUUGUAACCCAUUUUUAUUUAGUGGAACAAAGUGUGUAAAUGGAAGUGGGAGAAUGUUAGUUAUGACAGUAGGAAAGAAUAUAUUUUCAAGCAAAUUAUAAUUAGAUACUUAGUAGAAUGUUAUAUUAACAACUGACUCAUCUAAAAUAAAUGGGAAGAUAUAUUGGCUAAAUUAUUUCAUAAUUACCAUUAUACUAUUCAUCAUUAUGCUUCGUUUUUAUUAUAAGAUUUUUAAUUAAAAUAAUGAUACUGAUAAAAAAAGUAUUAUGUGGGAAAUAUUAUCAUAAGAAACGACUAAAGAAAUGUUAUAUUUUUUUAGUAUUUUCUUUUUUACAAUUCCAAUAUCCCUGCCACUCUAAAUAUUGAUGCUCUUAUAAUAACUCUCAAAAGAUUGUUAAUUUCAAUAAAUUAGAUUUCAAAAUAUUAAAUCAAUUGAAUAAUUAGUUUAAAGUAAAUAAAUCAUGAUACAAGAUAUAAAUCAGAUUAAUAAACAUCAAUUCUUAAAAGUUCAAUGCAUUUAUCUUGGAUUAAAUCAGGUUUUUUUAGAUUCUAAUUUUUAAAUAAAAAAAUAAUUAAAUAGGAAUGUGAUUGAAAUUUUAACCAAAUCCAUUUGGAAUAAUUCUCUCAUCUCUUCUUAAAAAGAUAACCAUACUAAUUAAUGGAAACAUAGUGGGGAUAACAUUGAAUGUGCUUUAAUUAAUUUUUCAAGUGAUUUAGGAAAGGAAUAUGACAAUGGCAUUUUUGAUGAAAAGCUUAUAAUAUAAAAAUUCUACAACUAAAAAAGGCAAUGCAUGAGUUCUGUUUAUCAAUCAAAUAACACUAAAAAAUUAAGAAUGUAUACAAAAGGCGAAGCUAAUUUAAUUUUAAAUUUAUGCAAAUACUAUAUAUCUAAUAUAGGAGAUUAAAAGUAAUUAGCAGAAGAGGACCGCAAAAAAAUUUAAACUGAAAUUUAAAGUCUUUUAAAAAAAUCUCCCAUUUUAAUUGCUAUCGCUUAUAAAGACAUUGAAGAAGUUCCAAUUAUAUUAACAGAUAUAGAACAAGAAGAAUCAAAUUUAACAUUUAUUUGUAUUUUAAUUUUUGAAUAUACACUAAAAACUUAAGGUAUGUAAGAGUCAUUAAAGUAUCUUAAAGAAAAGAAUAUUUCGUUAAUUUUAGAAAAUUAAAUUGACUUUGGGCAAAUUGAUAAUUUUAAGUAUUCUAUCGACAGCAUAUAUCCUAAUUCAGAUCUAAUAUAGAGAGAAAUGAAAUUCGAAAAUUAUCAAAAAAUAAACAGGGUUAUAAUAAGCUUUGCAAACUUAGAAUAAAUCAUAGUUGGUAUAAAAAUUAUUUAUAAUUAGCAAUAAAAAAUUCAGAAAUAAUAUCACAAAUUUCAAUGGAAAUUAUUGUAGUAACCCUUUAAAACAAUAUUACUAUAUUAAACUUAAUAUUGGCUCAUUUUUUGAAUUUCGGUAAUAACCCUUUUGUCCUUUAACAAAUAAUCUAUUUUAGUAUCAUGUUUGAUAUCUUCUUACUAUUUAUUAAACUCAAAUAAUAUUGCUAUAAAACUUAAAAUUAAUACGAAGGUGAAAAUGAAUCCGAUACAUUAAACUUAUAAGACUAAAAAGUUAUAUCUGGUGUUAUAUGUACUGUUGUAAUUUAAUUUAUAAUUUAUUUAUUUAUUAAAUUAUCUCUACCCUUAUAUUUGAAUCUCCAUUAUCCGAAUAUCAAUUAAAAGGUAUUUAUUAUAAUUUAAAAAAGGAAUUUGAAUUUACAAUUUUUGUGCAUUUAAUAAUUUUCGUGCAAAUUAUUUAAAUAAUUGUAUAGAAUGGUAAAUAAAAUAAAUUAGGGAUUGUGUUUUAACUUUGUCUUUUAGUUGCAAAUAGUUUUAUAUUAGCAAGUUUUUCGGAUUUUUUUCACCUUUAUAAAAUUAAUUAUUUUGAAAUAAAAGGAUUGUUUAUUAUUUUGGUUUUUAUUGCUUUUCUAAUUAAAGUAGCUUUAAAAUAGAUUUUAUAAGAUAAGUUUAAAAUUAAUUAAGAAUAUUAGAGUUUUAUAUCAAAGAUGCUUACUCAAAGAAUUUAAUAUUUACAUUCAUUAGAAAAAUAGUUAACUUAAUAAGAAAUAGAUUAUAUAAAUAAUUAAAGAAAUUAAUUUAUUAAAUAAACAGCAAAAAUUAAUUUUUAAGAAGAAAAAAGAAUAUUAGAAUAAGCACUAACAAAAAGUAGAGAUGAAUAAAGAAAAAUAAAAUAGGAAGAAGAAGAACGAAAAAGAAAAAUAAAAGAAUAAGAAGAGGAAAGAUAAAGAAAAAUAAAAGAAGAAGAAGAAGAAAGAAAAAGAAAAAUAAAGUAAGAAGAAGAGGAAAGAUAAAGAAAAAUAAAGGAAUAAGAAGAAGAACGACAAAGAAAAAUAAAGUAAGAAGAGGAGGAAAGAUAAAGAAAAAUAAAGGAAUAAGAAAGAAAAAUAAAGUAAGAAGAGGAGGAAAGAUAAAGAAAAAUAAAAGAAUAAGAAAGAAAAAUAAAGUAAGAAGAAGAGGAAAGAUAAAGAAAAAUAAAGGAAUAAGAAAGAAAAAUAAAGUAAGAAGAGGAGGAAAGAUAAAGAAAAAUAAAAGAAUAAGAAAGAAAAAUAAAGUAAGAAGAAGAGGAAAGAUAAAGAAAAAUAAAGGAAUAAGAAAGAAAAAUAAAGUAAGAAGAGGAGGAAAGAUAAAGAAAAAUAAAAGAAUAAGAAAGAAAAAUAAAGUAAGAAGAAGAGGAAAGAUAAAGAAAAAUAAAGGAAUAAGAAAGAAAAAUAAAGUAAGAAGAGGAGGAAAGAUAAAGAAAAAUAAAAGAAUAAGAAAGAAAAAUAAAGUAAGAAGAAGAGGAAAGAUAAAGAAAAAUAAAGGAAUAAGAAAGAAAAAUAAAGUAAGAAGAGGAGGAAAGAUAAAGAAAAAUAAAAGAAUAAGAAAGAAAAAUAAAGUAAGAAGAAGAGGAAAGAUAAAGAAAAAUAAAGGAAUAAGAAAGAAAAAUAAAGUAAGAAGAGGAGGAAAGAUAAAGAAAAAUAAAAGAAUAAGAAAGAAAAAUAAAGUAAGAAGAAGAGGAAAGAUAAAGAAAAAUAAAGGAAUAAGAAAGAAAAAUAAAGUAAGAAGAGGAGGAAAGAUAAAGAAAAAUAAAAGAAUAAGAAAGAAAAAUAAAGUAAGAAGAAGAGGAAAGAUAAAGAAAAAUAAAGGAAUAAGAAAGAAAAAUAAAGUAAGAAGAAGAGGAAAGAUAAAGAAAAAUAAAGGAAUAAGAAAGAAAAAUAAAGUAAGAAGAAGAGGAAAGAUAAAGAAAAAUAAAGGAAGAAGAAGAGGAAAGAUAAAGAAAAAUAAAGGAAGAAGAAGAGGAAAGAUAAAGAAAAAUAAAAGAAUAAGAAGAGGAAAGAUAAAGAAAAAUAAAAGAAUAAGAAAGAAAAAUAAAGGAAGAAGAGGAAGAGAGAAUUAAAAAAUAAUAAGAAAUCGAAAGAUAAUAAUAAAAUAUGCAAAAAUAAAUAACAGUAUUGGUACAAAUAAUUUAAACAAUUUAAUUAGAUUAAAAAAUAUCAUAUAAUAACUAACGAUAUUAAUUUGCUAAAAAUUCUUAAAAGCUAAUUAAAGUAUUGUUGGAUACAGAUUAAGCAGUCAAAAUCAAAAAACCUACUGUUACCGAUCUGGAAAUAAAGGAUGUUACUUAAAAUUAAGAAGCAAACGUUAAAUUAAAUGUAGAUUUAGCAUUGUUUGUUUUAAAAGAAUCUUUUUCAGAAACUGUUGAAGUAGUUAGUACAUCUAAGUCUGUUGUUGGUGGAUUGGAAUCACUUUUUACUGGACAAAAUAUAGAUUAAUCUUGUUUUCGAUUUACUCUUAACAUGGUUUAAUAUAUAAAAGUUAGUAAACAACCAAAUUUUAGUAAGGAAAUGUAUUUGGAAGAUUUUAAAGAAAAAAUAUCUAAUAAUUUUAAGAUUGAUGCAAAAAGAGUAGAAAUUUUAGGAGGUUUUGAGGAAAAUUCUCAAUCAAUUGAUUUUAAGAUAGAAGGCAAAGAAAAUUUAAAUCCUGAGGAAUAGCAAUUCCUUUAGACUACUUUUAAUGGUACCUUAGAGCAUUAUAAAUAUUUUUAAUAAGCAAUUGAUAAAAAAAAUAAAAAUUUGUAGCCAAAUGACAAAAAAUAUAUUGGACUUUCGAAAGACGACUUUAAUCCAAAAUAUAAUAUGACUUGGAAAAAUUUUUAAGAAUCAUCCUAAAGAGGUCCAUUAUAGAAGAAAUAUACUUAUUAUUUUCCAAAGACCUGUGUUGGAUAUGGAUUAUAGGUAGCUAAUAAAUAUGAGAAUGAUAAUUGGUUAAAAAUGGAUGGAAAUCCAGGAGAAUGGAGAAUACUUUUUCAUGGAACUAAAUAAGAGUUUAUUGUUGAUAUUACUAUAGGUGGUUUAAGAGCUGGAACUCAAUAAUUUUACUAAAAUGAUUAAUGCCUGUUAACAGGAUAAAAGAUUGGAGUUGGAAUUUAUUUUUCAGAUAAAAUAGAAGUCUGUCGAAAGUAUGCUACACCAGUAAAAGUUGAUAAUAAAAAUAUAAGUGUUUAUUUUAUGUCUAGAGUUAGGCCAGAGGCGAUUCGAUAGAGUGAAAGAAUGAAAAAGAUUAAUUAUUUUGUUGUGAAUGAUUCAAAAGAUAUUAGACCAUAUAGAAUUUUAUUGGAAGAAACAUGA